CCACAGCUAAAAUGAGGAAGGGAUCUCCCUUCGACGACUCAUCCCCGCGGACCCUCUGGCACUAGGCUCCCCAGGGCCUGCGAAAUGCGCGCCCCUGGAGACUUCUUGCAAUCCGGAUGCCCAACACCUGGAGGCAUUAGAAGGCCUGGGCUUGGGCUGAGAAAGGGACCUUCUGCAACCGAUGUCGGGGUACAGGGGAUGCAGCCCCGAGCCCGGAGAAAAGUGAAAGGCGAGAUGACACACACAGAAUCGGGGCAAACACUGGAGCCGGGGACGAAACUCCGCGCCCGGGGCAGCAGGGAAGAAGAAAACCCGUGCCCAGAGGAAAUAAAAAACCUGGGGUUGAAGCCCCCUCGGUUGGUCCAGGACACCCACCCAGCCCCUCCACGCAGAGCCAGGAAGGAAAGAGAGCCUCAUGCCUAAGCCGAGGGGAGCAUCAUGGAUCUGACAAAGAUGGGCAUGAUCCAGCUGCAGAACCCCAGCCACCCCACGGGGCUCCUGUGCAAGGCCAACCAGAUGCGGCUGGCCGGCACGCUGUGUGAUGUGGUCAUCAUGGUGGACAGCCAGGAGUUCCAUGCCCACCGGACUGUGCUGGCCUGCACCAGCAAGAUGUUCGAGAUCCUAUUCCACCGCAACAGCCAGCACUAUACCCUGGACUUCCUCUCGCCAAAGACCUUCCAGCAGAUUCUGGAGUACGCAUACACGGCCACACUGCAAGCCAAGGCGGAGGACCUGGAUGACCUGCUGUAUGCAGCCGAGAUCUUAGAGAUUGAGUACCUGGAGGAGCAGUGCCUGAAGAUCCUGGAGACCAUCCAGGCCUCGGAUGACAAUGACACGGAGGCCACCAUGGCAGAUGGCGCGGCCGAGGAGGAAGAGGACCGCAAAGCUCGGUACCUCAAGAACAUCUUCAUCUCGAAGCAUUCCAGCGAGGAGAGUGGGUAUGCUGGUGUGGCCACACAGAGCCUCCCGGGACCCGUGGUGGACCAGAGCCCUUCCGUCUCCACCUCAUUCGGUCAUUCAGCCAUGAGUCCCACCAAGGCUGCGGUGGACAGUUUGAUGACCAUAGGACAGUCUCUCCUCCAGGGAACUCUUCAGCCUCCUGCGGGGCCUGAGGAGCCCACUCUGGCUGGAGGCGGGAGGCAUGCUGGGGUGGCUGAGGGGAAGACGGAGAUGAUGCAGGUGGACGAGGUGCCCGGCCAGGACAGCCCUGGGGCCACCGAGUCCAGUACGGCGGGCGCCGUGGGGGACAAAGUUGAGGAAAGGGGCAAAGAGGGGCCCGGGACCCCGACUCGGAGCAGCGUCAUCACCAGCGCUCGGGAGCUGCAUUAUGGGCGUGAGGAGAGCGCGGAGCCCCUGCUGCCUGCCGCCGAGGCUGGCCAGGGCCCCCCGGGCCGCCCCGAGCACCCCGCGCCCCCAGCUGAGAAACACCUGGGCAUCUAUUCCGUGUUGCCUAACCACAAGGCUGACGCCGUGUUGAGCAUGCCAUCCUCAGUGACUUCGGGCCUCCACGUGCAGCCUGCCCUGGCUGUGUCCAUGGACUUCAGCACCUACGGGGGGCUGCUGCCCCAGGGCUUCAUCCAGCGGGAGCUGUUCAACAAGCUGGGGGAGCUGGCUGUGGGCAUGAAGUCCGAGAGCCGGACCAUCGGGGAGCAGUGCAGCGUGUGUGGGGUGGAGCUUCCCGACAACGAGGCUGUGGAGCAGCACAGGAAGCUGCACAGUGGCAUGAAGACGUACGGGUGUGAGCUCUGCGGGAAGCGGUUCCUGGAUAGUUUGCGCCUGAGAAUGCACUUACUGGCUCAUUCAGCGGGUGCCAAAGCCUUUGUCUGUGACCAGUGUGGAGCCCAAUUCUCGAAGGAGGAUGCCCUGGAGACACACAGGCAGACCCAUACUGGCACGGACAUGGCCGUCUUCUGUCUGCUGUGCGGGAAGCGAUUCCAGGCCCAGAGCGCGCUCCAGCAGCACAUGGAGGUCCACGCGGGCGUGCGCAGCUACAUCUGCAGCGAAUGCAACCGCACCUUCCCCAGCCACACCGCCCUCAAACGCCACCUGCGCUCACACACCGGCGACCACCCAUACGAGUGUGAGUUCUGUGGCAGCUGCUUCCGGGAUGAGAGCACACUCAAGAGCCACAAACGCAUCCACACGGGCGAGAAACCCUACGAGUGCAAUGGUUGUGGCAAGAAGUUCAGCCUCAAGCACCAGCUGGAGACGCACUACAGGGUGCACACGGGCGAGAAGCCCUUCGAGUGCAAGCUGUGUCACCAGCGCUCCCGGGACUACUCGGCCAUGAUCAAGCACCUGCGAACGCACAAUGGCGCCUCGCCCUACCAGUGUACCAUCUGCACCGAGUACUGCCCCAGUCUCUCCUCCAUGCAGAAGCACAUGAAGGGCCACAAGCCCGAGGAGAUCCCGCCCGACUGGAGGAUAGAGAAGACUUACCUCUACCUGUGCUACGUGUGAGCGGGGCCGCGGCCGCGGCAGGGGAGCGGGCAGCCGGGACAGAGGCGCUCCAGCGGGCCGAAGUCGCCGACGGACU
Molecule: messenger RNA, 2536 nt
Organism: Leptonychotes weddellii (Weddell seal)
Lineage: Eukaryota; Metazoa; Chordata; Mammalia; Carnivora; Phocidae
Gene: ZBTB16
Product: zinc finger and BTB domain containing 16
Biological process (GO): regulation of transcription by RNA polymerase II
Cellular component (GO): nucleus
Molecular function (GO): RNA polymerase II cis-regulatory region sequence-specific DNA binding; DNA-binding transcription factor activity, RNA polymerase II-specific; protein binding
Source: RefSeq, a predicted model, not a curated record